AUGCAGGCAGAUCUAUCAAACCUGCAAAUAAAAGGCUACGUUGUCAUAGGACCAGCCUGCGGCCCGUCGUGGCCACAGGCCGAGGCGGCCGGAUGCGUCUACGACCUGCUAUUGAGCGCGUGGACGAGUCCGCAUUGUCACGAUCCGGAGCUCUACAAUCAAUAUCUUUCUCAAAUCAAUAGCACAUUUUACCUGGAAAGGCAGCGGGAAAACGUCGUCUCAUGGAACCAAGUUCUGAGUGGUCGACAUCCGGAAGAGGGGCUUUGGACGGACGGCGGAUUCCACCACCUACAUUGCUCGUACCUAUGGGACCGGCAGCGCCACGCUUAUGCGCGUAGCAGAACCACUGGGCAGCCGUUCAUCAUGGACACCUUCUCCCGAAACGAAUCACACGUGUCGCAUUGCAUCUUCUGGAAUGCUCAUCCCUACCCAGCGGAACUUAUUGCGCCCAACAUCACUCAUAUAUAUCCUCCGAAAGACCCUGUCCGAUGCCUGCUUGGAUACUGA
Molecule: messenger RNA, 507 nt
Organism: Colletotrichum navitas
Lineage: Eukaryota; Fungi; Ascomycota; Sordariomycetes; Glomerellales; Glomerellaceae
Exons: 1
Coding region: 1-507 (168 amino acids)
Source: RefSeq, a predicted model, not a curated record